Paracoccidioides brasiliensis Pb18 is the source of this 1317-nucleotide messenger RNA. RefSeq lists its product as uncharacterized. Bases 1 to 1317 code for a protein of 438 amino acids. Gene Ontology annotation, cellular component: inositol phosphoceramide synthase complex. Gene Ontology annotation, molecular function: inositol phosphoceramide synthase activity. The transcript has 2 exons. The record is from RefSeq and is a predicted model, not a curated record. Gene Ontology annotation, biological process: inositol phosphoceramide metabolic process; sphingolipid biosynthetic process.
AUGGCUGGUGUGAUGAACCCUGCAAUGGCCUCAUGGAAGGACAAUUCGCAAAAUUAUCUCGGAAAAGUUCAGAUAGUAUUACCAUGGCGAUCUUUACAAAUGCUUCUUCCACAUCGCGUGCGCCGGAAACUACGGUCAAAGCUACGAAGUCGCGUCUCCGCCACCUCUGCAAUAACGUCCCUGAACACCUCGGCCUCCCCCCUGGACACCCUAAAGACCCUACAAGCUCAUCAGUGGACCAUAUAUGACGGACAGUACUUGUUGCUCCUCUUUUUGGGCAUCUUUUCUCUUUGCGUCAUGGAGUCGCCAGGCCCUUUUCUCAAGACCUUAGUCUCCUUUGCCUUGAUAACCUCCUUAAUUUUCCCGGUCACCUGUCAAUUCUUCCUGCCCUUCCUCCCUAUUGCUGCAUGGCUCAUAUAUUUCUACGCUUGCCAAUUUAUUCCCAGCGACUGGCGGCCCCCAAUAUGGGUGCGGGUCCUUCCAGCGCUAGAAAACAUCUUUUACGGUGCCAAUUUGAGUAAUAUUCUCUCCGCUCGCCAGAGUACCUUUCUAGAUAUUUUGGCCUGGUUUCCGUACGGAAUCAUGCAUUACGCCUCCCCUGCGCUAUGCGCCAUAAUUAUAUUUAUCUUCGGACCCCCUGGGAUGACUCCAAUAUUCGCUCGAACCUUUGGAUUCAUGUGUAUUACUGCAGUCACUAUACAAUUUUUGUUUCCGUGUUCUCCCCCAUGGUACGAGAAUCUCUAUGGCUUAGCCCCCGCCCACUACGGAAUUCCCGGAUCUCCCGGUGGACUGGCCCGAAUCGAUGAAAUUUUCGGCAUAGAUCUAUACACGUCCGGUUUCAAGGCAUCACCGGUACCGUUUGGCGCCUUUCCAUCCCUACAUGCUGGAAACGCAACUCUCGAAUCGUUAUUUUUGAGCCUUAUAUUCCCCAAACUUCGACCAGCAUUUAUCAUGUACACCGCCUGGCUGUGGUGGUCCACGAUGUACCUUUCGCAUCAUUACGCAGUGGAUCUGAUAGGUGGUGGCCUCCUAGCGGCCGUCUCUUUCUAUUUCGCGAAGUCAAGAUUCAUCCCACAAGUUCAGAAUGACAAGUCAUUCAGGUGGGACUACGAUUAUGUGGAGGUCGGGGAAUCGCCAAGUACACACGGCUAUGACUUGGCAAACCUGAAUGCUGAUAUACAUCACGAUAACGACGAAUGGGCAAUGGGAUCUUCUUCCUCCAUAUCAUCUGGUUCGCUUAGCCCCGUGGACGAAGCUCAAUCCCUCUGGGAUGGGGAGACGUUAGGCGCCAACUCCGAUCUCGAAGCAGGUCGCUAA